UCUCUCUCCCUCUCUCUCUCUCAGCCAAUCUCCCCUCCCUUCUCUUCUAUCUAUCUAUCUAUCUGUCUAUCUACCCAGCCUUCAUUCCUGCACACACGUACAAAACUGGUUCAGUGUCAGUGUGUGAGAUGUAAAGGCACCCCGUCGGGACACUGAUUUACUGGAUUUUAUAGGAGUCGCGGUGUGCAUCCGUUUUGCUUUGCGGCUCCGCCCGGUGUGCGGUGCACCAGGCUCACUGACUGCACAGAGUUUUAUUGGAUUUGCCCGACAGGCAGCGGCGGGAGAGGAGCAGUCUUACCCCACACAUAGGACAAAGGAAACGGGGGAAAAUUUUAGGAAAAACACACCAGUGGAAGAAGAAAGGAUUGAAGAUGGAUAACUGUCUCAUCACACUCGUUUUCAGCCUUUCAAUGAUAGGUGGGUGCUUGGCCCGGGUGGUGACAGUGUCUUCUGGCCCACUGAUCCGGGUGGAGGGUCAGCCGGUGUCCAUCAGAUGUGAUGUCAAUGAAUACAUGGGACCUCGUGAGCAGGAUUUUGAGUGGGAGAUGUCAAGGGAUGCAAAGGCACAGAGAAUAAAGAUCAUCUCCACCUUUGACUCCGCCUACUCCCACGCAUCGCUGAGCAAGCGCGUCGCAUCCGGUGACAUCUCUGUGGUGCGGCUCAAAGACAACGAGGUGGAGCUGAAGAUAGCGGAGGUGAAGUCGGUGGAUGCCGGUUUCUUCUUUUGCCAAACGCCGAGCACUGACUCCGUCAUCAGUGGCAACUACGAGGCUCAGGUCCAGCUUAUUGUCAUCCCCAACACCCUCAAGGUCUCCCCGCAGGCCCCGGCCUCAGUCAUCCCAGAAGGAAGUGACAUCACGCUCUCCUGCAACGUCACCCGGGAACUCACCCAGCCCACCUACCUGUCUGUCACCUGGUCUCUAAAGAAGGGAGGAACAUCUGAGGAGAUCCUGACUUUUGGUCCUCAGGGAGGCGUGGUUACGGGGCAAAAGUACACCCGGCGCUACACUGACGGAGGCAUCCGAUUGGUUCCCGGGAAGAACGGAGUGUUUGAGUUGGUGAUUUCCAGAGUGACGACAUCUGAUGAAGGAAUUUAUGAAUGCAACGGAACAGAGUGGACACAUGAAAAGGGAGGGAAAUGGAUAAAAAUCGUGGAAAGUAAAAGAGAGAUGGGGACAGUUGCUGUUACUCCUACAGGUCAGUCCCUCAGCGUGACAGCUUCAUCCUCCUCCUCCUCUCCCUCCUCCACGUCUAUGCUUCUCUCCCCCGGGGACACGCUGACCCUCCUCUGCUCCGUCGCCGUCGACAACCUGCCCUCCCUCGCCCUGGAAGUGACCUGGCUGGCCGACGGGCGCGAUAUCAUCACCAUGGAGCGCAGCGGGGUGGUGAUCUCCAACACGUCCUCCAGCGGAACGCCGGCAAAGCGGGGAGAGGCCAACCUGGAGCGAACAGGAGCCCAGACGUACAGGCUGGCGGUGAGGGGAGUGAGCGUGGAGGACGAAGGGGCGUACGCGUGCCGUAUCCGAGCCUUCGUCGAGAAGGGAGGAAGGAGCGCAGGAGGAGGAGGGAGGUGGCACAUGGCAGCGGAGAAGACGUCCAGCCCGGUGACGGUGAAGGUGUCGCAGAUCAAACCGAGCUUCUCGCUGGCCCUCGAGCCCAUCCUGAGUCCCCAGAUGACCGCUGAACCCACAGAGCUGGCAUGUCAUGUGACCAACAUCACGCACCUCCCCACUGGAGGCCGCCUGGGCGUGACCUGGGAGCACUCCGCACUUCCUGGUAUAGGGGAUGAUCCUCAGGAUACGAAUCCCAUCGGUACCUUGGACGGCAAGGGGAACCUGUUGCCGGGGGCGAAGUAUUCUGAUAGGCUGAAGAGCGGUGUGAUGUCACUGAGCCGAGUUCAGCCCAACACAUUCAAACUGCAAUUUCUGCGCUCACAGGAGAUCGACAUGGGCGAGUAUGUUUGCAAAGUGUCAGCGUGGACAAUCAGCAGCCAGGGUGACAUGGUGAAGACUGCCGAGUACGAGAGCUCGCCGCUGACUGUUCGAUGGGAUACCAAACGUCCAACUCUAAACGUGGUGGCCAAGCGCACCCGUGAAGCUUCAGUGGGCGGGGCUACGUUUGAGAUGAGCUGCACCGUAUCCACUGAGAACCUCGGGGAGGCGGGCUACUCAGUGCUCAUCCAAUCACAAGACAAUCUGGGGAGCGCCACGAGAACCAUCAUGACCCUCAGCCCCGAUAAUGUUGUGCAGCACGGAGGAGCCACGGACCCCAACAGGAGAGACAGUCUGGUCCUGACUAAGUCUGGUCCAGCAGAGUUUCGAUUUCGACUGGCAGGCGUCCAGUUGUCUGAUCGAGGUUUCUACUGGUGCGACAUCACCGCAUGGACAAAACAGCAGCCAGGGCAAGCAUGGACCAAAGCCACCAGCUCCGAGUCUAACAAAGUCAGGAUUGACUUUCAAGAAAAUGGCCCGUCCUUCGCCAUCGACAUCCAAUCAGACUCCAGCACUGUUUAUCCGUGGCAGACGGCCAAGAUGAAGUGUUCGCUCAGCGUCUCUGGAUCUUCACCAAAAACUGGUACAACACACUCGGAUGAUCUGGCGUAUGAGGUGCGUUGGUUUUUUACCCGGCUGCGUGGCGGAGCAACGACGACCCAGCUGGCCAGCGUGGACCGUUUCGGUGUGGUGAAGAAAGAAGAUCGCAACUCAUCCAGCGAUAUUUCAAUAGAGCGCGAUGACACACACACCUACAUGCUGAACAUUCACGGCACUCAGGACAGUGACAGUGGAGAGUAUCACUGUGUUGCCACUCCCUGGUACCUGUCGGCCUCAACGGGAGCCUGGACUCAAGCUGGAGAGCUGACGUCAUCUCGAAUCUUCCUCACUGUCAGAUUUGCCGUGUGGGAGUCCCUAAAGUUACCUCUCUUGUACGGUGUAUCAGCCUCAAUAGGUGUGGGACUCUUCUCUCUGGUCCUGGGUCUGGUUUGUGCCCAGUGCUGCUGCCGCAACACCACACACACUCCCCGCUCACGCAACAAACUGAUGGACCUGGAGAUGGACUGACAAACACUUUCCCCCGCACCCACACACUGCAGCGCUCACAGGAAACACCUCUCACACAACAGACACACGCCCAUAGACGAUUUCUGGGACAGCCAGUUGUUUCCGGGCGACGGACGUUGGGAGUAAAUAA
This is a messenger RNA of Scomber japonicus (chub mackerel), 3189 nucleotides long. RefSeq names its product prostaglandin F2 receptor inhibitor b (gene ptgfrnb). The record is from RefSeq and is a predicted model, not a curated record. The coding region runs from base 372 to 3059 and encodes 895 amino acids. The transcript has 15 exons. NCBI's taxonomy places the organism in Eukaryota, Metazoa, Chordata, Actinopteri, Scombriformes, Scombridae.